Messenger RNA from Aspergillus versicolor CBS 583.65, 1116 nucleotides. RefSeq names its product NmrA/HSCARG family protein. The record is from RefSeq and is a predicted model, not a curated record. The transcript has a single exon. Lineage: Eukaryota; Fungi; Ascomycota; Eurotiomycetes; Eurotiales; Aspergillaceae. Bases 17 to 910 code for a protein of 297 amino acids.
CUCAGGCACUUUCAUAAUGUUGAAAACGGUCCUUGUCACUGGGGCCACCGGGAAGCAAGGGGGCUCAGUUAUCAAGGCCCUUGCUGCCGCUCCUAAUCCGAAGCUGAACAUCUUGGCCCUGACACGCGACGCCCAUUCUUCUCGGUCACACAGCCUUGCACAACAAUACCCAUCCGUCAAACUCGUGGCUGGCGACCUCAGUGAUCCAGACGCCAUCUUCAAAGCUAUAGGCUCUCCAGUUUGGGGUGUUUUCAGUGUUCAAACCCCUUACGGCAAGGGCAGUAGUUUGGAAUCAGAGCUAGCGCAAGGAAAGGCUCUUGUCAGUUCGGCCUUAAGAAACAAUGUCAAGUUUUUUGUCUACUCUUCCGUUGAUCGGGGUGGUGCCCGGAGCGACAGCGGUCCCUCUCCGGUUCCUCAUUUCGAGACGAAGCGGCAGGUGGAGAUCCAUCUACGAGAACAGGCCGCUACCACGGAUAUGCAAUAUACUAUCCUUCGCCCAACAUUCUUCAUGGAGAAUCUUACAAACGAUACGCAAGGAAAGCUCAUAGCGGCUGCUUGGAGGGCGAAUGUUGAUCCGAAAGGACUUCAGCUAGUUGCGACUUCCGACAUAGGGUACUUUGCAGCUCAGGCUUUCAUAAACCCCGAUGAAUAUGCGGGACGCGCUGUCAGCAUUGCGGGAGAUGAGUUGACAUAUGCGCAAGCGUCCGCGAUUUGGCAGGAACAAACUGGAUCCCAAAUGCCGACUGGAUGGGGGUUGCUCGCCUGGGCGCUUUUAGCAGGUAUCAAAGACCUCAGAUACAUGUUUAAAUGGUUUCGCGAGGAGGGCUAUGGUGCAAACAUUGCGGAGUUACGACGCCUACAUCCUGAACUUCAGGAUUUGUCGAUCUGGUUGAAAUCAAACCGAAAGUAGUGGCAAGCCCAUUACUUGCUAGGAUCUGUCCCUUCGUUACAGUGGAUAUCCACAGUCAGACUCUGAGGUUCAUUGUUGGCAGGGAUAAUCUUUUCAAGCGGACUUGGUUCUUUUGUGCUGCUGUAUUAUGCCUCGUUCAGUCAGAGCUUAGGGUCCGUCGGCAUGUAAUUUUUUGAGAAGAGGACCGAAAGACCUGCAGGCCUGGC